AUGUCAAAUUCGCCGUCCGUUCCCGAUGAUACCUUGCCUGAUCCCCUGGUGACACCUGCUACACCUGCCCAACAUGAUUGCUCAGAGCGCAGCCCACGUCACCACUCGCGGCAGGGUCAGCACUUGUCCCAGGGGUCUCGAGAGGCGUCGUCGCCAUCGCGGGCAGAAUCCCCCUCGGCCCAUUCGUGGUCGCAGCCCUCUAAUUUCACUCUAAAAAGGACCCUAACCACACCUUUGGAGACUACUGCGCAUCGCGAUAUCGUGUACCGUCCCCAACUGUCUGAACGUGACAGUAUCUUCGCUACCCAUUACCUCCCCUCAGAUAGCGGCGCAAAUACCCCACAGCUGCCCCCCGAAAAAGCAGACAAUGGCCAGGUCAAUUUGAUUCCUAGUCUCGAUGAUGCCUCCGUGUCGCCAAGUGCAUUCCCCAAGGUCUCUCCCCACCGUUCCAGCGCCGGCCCUUCCCACAUGGAAGUUGACGUCCGCAGACAAUACCCAUUGCGUUCCUCCUCUCUCUUCUCCUCCUCCGAUGUCCCGCGGUUAUCUCUUCUUCGCUCGUCCAUCUCGUCGGCCGACCAGGUGAAGAAGCUGGGGACUGAGGCAGGCGCACAUGAUCACUUGGGUGGAUCUCAGCGAGACAAAGGGCCUUUGGAUGAUUCAGGUACGAAGACCAGCCGUUCUCACGGGACUUUGCCUGGACGCAUCUUGCUCCCAUCUGCCCUAAACGAUGCAUCUCGUGCCUCUCACUCUUUGACUCUCUUGUCCCCUCGCCACGAGGGCUCCCAGGUCAGCCAGGAUUUUUUAUCCUACAGCCCUGAAAAAGAAAUCUCUUCCCCCGCGGGCGUUGAACGGAGUCCAAGCAGAGGUCGCCGUGGUCGAGUUGAUAACUCAAUUGAAGCCAAUCUCACAAACGCGGAGCCGGCUUCUAACGUCCGCAGCCGUAAGUCCAGCCAUUACUUGGGUCUGUUCAAAGAGAACACUACAUCGCCAGAUCGGAAACGAUGGGAGGACCGCGGUCGGCAGGAUGAGCCAGAGGAAUUGGCAGAUCACGCUAUGGCCUUUGAAUGCGAACACCCGCGAUCCGAAGAGGAAGCCCUGCUGCGUAAAAGCAUUUCUCUCCCGGCGCUUGGCGAUGGCCCGGCUUUCGAGCCUCCUUCUGCACCCGAACCACCUCAGAGCGCCCAAGACGAUGAACCGCACAAGCGUCGCCCGACAGCGCUGCCUCGCAGCCUUCUAGAAGAGAUCCGAAACUUCCAUCUCACUCCCGGUGGAGGCCGAGGGUCCUCUUUCUCCAGAAGCAUUCCGACCCAAUAUUCAGAACGCAGUCGUGAUUAUUUCCAAAAAGAACCUCAUGUUGAAUUGUCUCCGUCGACCUCUUUCGAAGAGGAACGUCACGAGUCAGGGCGAUUCGAGGCCGAUGAAGAGGAGAAUGAACAGAUUUCUUCUGCUGUUUACUUCCCUCACGAGCGCACCGUGACUGAGGAAAUCAAUGACCUGGAGUCAUACCCAGAAUGUGCUCAUGAUGUACAGCCGGUUCAGCUAUCGGCCGAGAAAGGCCAUGAGCUGAUGUUAGUCUCAGACCGUAGCGAUUCUCCUGAAAAAGAAAUCAGCCAUGUGGAUAUUGCCUUUCGAUCUAAGCAUGAUAAUAGGAUCCUCCAUGGUGAUCUUCACGACGUGCCAGAAAAGUCCUUGAGUACCAUCUCUGAGCGCAGCUAUGAUUCAAUCAGUGAAUCGGAUGCUCCCUCAGCCGAUGAAACACCCUCUAUUGUAGAGGAAUCCAGUCUGACCGACGACGCGGAGACACCCACAGCGACACCAACUCAGCGUUCCGGGCUUCUGCGUCGGAAAACCACCAAGACUCAGGGGCCUCUUGGCGCCGUGGAAUUGAAACCUUACCGACAUCAGGUUGGCGGGCACACAACCGUAUUUCGUUUCUCCAGACGCGCUGUAUGCAAGCAACUUAACAACCGAGAGAAUGAGUUUUAUGAACGCAUUGAGCAGAGACAUCCUGAAAUGUUGAUGUUUCUCCCCAAAUACAUCGGUGUGCUGAAUGUUACGUUUUCAAAGACAUCCAAAAAGCCAAAGGACCAGGUCGACUCUUCUGGGGGCAAGGUACAGGAUGUCACGCCGGCGAAUGGGUCUUCCGUGCUCAGCUCUCAACUCCGUGAGGCGGCAGAGCCACAGCGAAUCGUCAGCCAGUCGCAAGUAACAGGCGUCAUUCCCAAGGUCAUUCUGGAGAACAAUCGCCACAUUAUCCCUGCCGACUUGUUUUCCCGAACCCAGCGACCACGGACAGCGGAUGAUUCAGUAGUGAGCCGUGCCCGAUCUAUGGAUGGUCUCGAGGCUAUGUCAGCCGAGUCAGAUCCAUCGGCUCUAAGCAAGAAAGCCAAGAUCUGGGGCGCCACCACUGUCAACCGAAAACUUCAAGAGCAGGUUCUCCGUGAGGUUUUCAGCCCUCCUGCUAUCCACCACCAUCGCCGGCAAGCUCGCGGUCAUCUUCACCUUCCUCGAGCAAGCAGCGACUUUCCUCAUCGACGACAAAACAUGUCCGAGGACACUGCGCCUAGCGCUCGGCGACCAAUGCUGGGAGCCAUCCAAGCGCUCAAGACUGAAGCAAUUGAUAUUGUCCCUCCUGCUUCGGAAGGACCUGCUCUUUCCUCGUCUGCGUCCACUGCUCUAGACGCCAAUCAAAACCAUCUGGAGAAGGUCCGCACCGAAGAAGAGCCUAACCGAGCAAGCUCCUUGUCUCGGGCACACCCUCAAGUGAGGCGCCGGCAUUCCGGAAGUGGUCUCCAGAGGCGAGGAAGCAUCAACUCUCGUAAGGACGGCGAGCUUGUAUUUUUCGAUGAUGAUGGCUAUGGUGGCGACAAAGAAGAUGAUAUUUUCUCCAUGGAGGCCGAUGCUUCCAUGCCUUCGAACUCCUCACCUGUCGCAAAACGUCUCAUUUCACCAGAACGUAAACGGGAUUCGGGUAGUGGACGCCGUGCCCUCGAGUCUGCUGCAGCAGCAAGAGUGUUUGACCCACCUUAUUCCCAGCCCAUGAACAACAGCAUCACCACAAUGUUGCCCAGUAACCCCAAGGAAGCACAGUUGAGAAAAGAUGAACGCGUACAAUUCUUCCUUCUCCUUGAGGAUCUGACUGCAGGUAUGAACAAACCUUGUGUCCUGGACUUGAAGAUGGGUACCCGACAGUAUGGUAUCGAGGCAAACGAGAAAAAAAAGAAGUCACAGCGACGCAAGUGCCAGUCUACCACAUCCCAACAAUUAGGUGUGCGACUCUGUGGUAUGCAAGCGUGGAACGUCAAAAAGCAGGAAUACAUCUUUGAAGACAAGUACUUCGGACGUGAUUUGAAGUCUGGCCGCGAGUUCCAAGAUGCACUCACCCGCUUUCUGUAUGACGGUGUCAGUUAUGCCAGUGUGGCCAAAAAGAUCCCGGUCAUCCUGGAGAAGCUGGCUCUGCUGGAGAAUAUGAUCCGACAGCUGGACUCCUACCGUCUUUACGCAAGCAGCCUCUUGAUCCUGUAUGACGGAGAACCACCAGUUCCUCAGCAAGGUCCACCGCGUAGUACCGGAGAACCAUCACCUCUCAAGCGCGGUAUGUCCGACGAUGGCCACAAAAAGGCAGACGUUCAAUUGAAGAUUGUCGAUUUUGCCAAUUGCGUCACCGGCGAGGACAAACUGCCACCGGAUACACCCUGUCCUCCUCACAGCCCGCACGACAUUGAUCGUGGGUACCUGCGCGGCCUCCGCACCCUUCGAAUGUAUUUCCAGCGGAUCAUGAAGGAGGUCGCACAAGACGAAUUCGUUGAACGAGGAGAAGGCGAAGCGAUUGCUCUGGGAUCUCAGCCUGCUGUGCGCGAACUCCCCUCCGACCAAUAUUGGGACGAGACCAUGAUGGAAAGUGACGCGGGCGCAGUCAGUUUCUAA
Penicillium antarcticum is the source of this 3927-nucleotide messenger RNA. Its product is annotated as inositol polyphosphate kinase KCS1. Gene Ontology annotation, cellular component: cytoplasm; nucleus. Gene Ontology annotation, biological process: phosphatidylinositol phosphate biosynthetic process; inositol phosphate biosynthetic process. NCBI's taxonomy places the organism in Eukaryota, Fungi, Ascomycota, Eurotiomycetes, Eurotiales, Aspergillaceae. The transcript is spliced from 2 exons. The coding region runs from base 1 to 3927 and encodes 1308 amino acids. The record is from RefSeq and is a predicted model, not a curated record. Gene Ontology annotation, molecular function: inositol hexakisphosphate kinase activity.